CGCAUCACCUUUUCAAAGUCUUUGACCAAGUGACAUAGUCUUUUGGAGUCGGGGAAAAAGUCGAGUACCAUGAUCGCUGAAAUGGAUGCGGACAGCGUUGCAGGAUACUUCAGAAGCAAGAGCAUCCUCAUCACCGGUUCAACAGGCUUCCUAGGAAAAGUGCUUGUGGAGAAGAUACUGAGGGUUCAGCCAGAUGUGAAGAAGCUCUUCCUCUUAAUUCGGGCCCCAGAUGUUGAAUCUGCGAAGCUUCGUAUUCAAACUGAGGUCACAGGGAGGGAGAUCUUUCGUGUGUUGAAAGAAAAUCAUGGUGCAGGGUUCGAUAAUUUCAUUGAAGAAAAGAUUUGUCCUUCGGUCGGAAAUAUCAUGAAAGAGAACUUUGGAUUAGACAAUUCCCAAUUGAAAGAAUUCUCCAAGGAUAUAGACAUCAUCAUCAACGGGGCAGCGACUACAAAUUUCUUUGAAAGAUAUGAUGUGGCUUUCGACACAAAUGUCUUGGGAGCGAAGCACGUCUGCGCAUUUGCGAAGAAUUGUCCGAAGCUCAAGAUGUUGCUUCAUGUUUCAACUGCCUAUGUAGCUGGUGAAAAAGAGGGGCUAAUAUCGGAGAAGCCAUUCUUGAUGGGUGAGACCCUAAGGGUGGGCACAUAUCUGGACAUCGAAUCCGAGCUAAAUCUUAUCAACAAGACCAAGAGAGAACUAAUAGCCAACCGCUCAACUGACAAGGUUGUGAGAAAAGCCAUGAAGGAGCUUGGCCUCAAGAGAGCACGACACUUUGGAUGGGCAAACACCUAUGUCUUCACCAAGGCAAUGGGGGAGAUGCUGCUAGAACACCUGCACGAGGGCUGUCCGAUGGUCAUCAUCCGCCCAAGCAUCAUAACUAGUACUCUCAAGGAUCCCUUCCCUGGAUGGAUGGAAGGAAUAAGGACAAUCGAUAUAGUGAUUGCCGGAUAUGCCAAGCAAACCAUGUCAUUCUUCCUAGCUGACCUGGAUUUGAUAAUGGACGUGAUUCCAGGGGACAUGGUGGUGAGCGCUAUGAUGGUUGCCAUGGUAGCACACUCGAAGGAUCAGCAAGCACAUAUCAUCUACCAUGUAACAUCAUCACAUCACAACCCCGCAACCUACGCCAUCCUCGCAGAUUCGGGUCACCGCUACUUCUUCGACAACCCACCAUGCACAGGGAGGAAUGGUGAACGUGUGCGACUAAAGAAGAUGCGAUUCUUUAGGACAACUGCGAGUCUAAGAUUGUACAUGGCCAUCAAUUACAAGCUUCCCCUCGAGAUGCUUCACCUAGUGAACAUUACACUCUGUGGUGUUUUCUCACGGCGCUGCAGUGAGUACAACAGGAAAUACAGAUUCCUCACACUGCUGAUCGAGCUCUACGCGCCAUACGUCCUGUUCAAAGGACGCUUUGAUGACAACAACUUGGAGAGACUAAGGAUGGUGAGGAACAAGGAUCAAAAUAACAAUGAAGCCUGUUGGUUUGAUUUUGACCCCAGGUCCAUCAAGUGGGAUGACUAUUUCUACAACGUUCUCAUUCCUGGCGUGCUCAAAUAUAUGCAGACUGAGUUACAUUCGACUAGCCAAAAUUCAAACGAUGUUGCUAGGCUUUGAAAUACAAUAAUUUGACUGCUCCCACAAACUUUGUACUAAACCAGCGACAGGUAAUAUGGUUCGUAGGGAGUAUAUUAUUUAUGCAACACUGGUGAAUAUGUAUUGUACAAUAUUUUGUUAGCUUAUGAAUUCUAUCGAUAAAAUACAUUUCUUGUA
Triticum urartu is the source of this 1764-nucleotide messenger RNA. RefSeq names its product putative fatty acyl-CoA reductase 5. NCBI's taxonomy places the organism in Eukaryota, Viridiplantae, Streptophyta, Magnoliopsida, Poales, Poaceae. The record is from RefSeq and is a predicted model, not a curated record. Gene Ontology annotation, cellular component: intracellular membrane-bounded organelle. Gene Ontology annotation, biological process: suberin biosynthetic process; long-chain fatty-acyl-CoA metabolic process. Gene Ontology annotation, molecular function: alcohol-forming very long-chain fatty acyl-CoA reductase (NADP+) activity.